Messenger RNA from Hippocampus zosterae (dwarf seahorse), 1742 nucleotides. RefSeq names its product POU domain, class 4, transcription factor 3-like. Gene Ontology annotation, biological process: regulation of transcription by RNA polymerase II. Lineage: Eukaryota; Metazoa; Chordata; Actinopteri; Syngnathiformes; Syngnathidae. The record is from RefSeq and is a predicted model, not a curated record. The transcript has 2 exons. Gene Ontology annotation, molecular function: RNA polymerase II cis-regulatory region sequence-specific DNA binding; DNA-binding transcription factor activity, RNA polymerase II-specific. The coding region runs from base 294 to 1325 and encodes 343 amino acids.
UAGACUUUUGACACCCUCCAUACUGGUCUGCUGUUUUUGCCAACGCUACUUUCUUAACCAUCAUCCAGUGUGCGGCUACAGAGCAAUGUUGAAUUAUCUCGCGCAUGCGCAGAGGCUCACCUGUUGGAACUGUAGCUGAGAAAAGUGCAAAAGGAGGGAGGUGAAAGAAGACGACGGGGGGGGGGGGGGGGGUGAGAGGGAGGUGUCGCGGCGGGCAAUACAGACGCGCUCAGUCCAGAGUGGGACAACCUGCGGAGAGCAAGGAGGACGAGGGCAGAAAGAAGACAAAAAAGAUGUUGAUGAUGACCGUGGACGGUAAGCAGCACUUCGGCCUUCACGAGGGCAUGCGCAGUGUGCGCGCAGAGGGGUCUCAGCUCCAGGCCAAUAUAUUGGGGGGCGGCAUGGAGGAGAGCCUGCUGGCUCGGGCGGAGACUCUGCAGGCGGCGGCUGACAGCAUCCUCAUCUCCCAGGCAAGGAGAGACGCCAGCUUCCAUACCAUGAGCGGUGUGCCCUCCUGCACCGCCGCCUCCUCCUCAUCCUCUUCCUCCACUGUCUCGUCCAUCAUCGCCUCGCACCAUCACCACAACUUCCAGAGCCACCAGCUGGGACCGAGCCUGGAGGCCGGGGACCUACUGGAGCACCUCUCCAGUAGCCUGGGGGUGACCGGGAUGGGCGCUCCCGAGCAGGGUGUGACGCACCACCACCAGCACCCUCAUCACCACCAUCACCACCACCACCACCACCUCCAGACCAUGGGGCAGCUCCACCAGGCCAUGGCGGCCAUGGGCCACGCGCACCCGGCCGUCCCGGCGCACAGCGACGUGGAGUCGGACCCGCGCGAACUGGAAGCCUUCGCCGAGCGUUUCAAGCAGAGGCGCAUCAAACUCGGCGUGACUCAAGCGGACGUGGGCUCGGCCCUGGCCGACCUCAAGAUCCCCGGCGUUGGCUCCCUGAGCCAGAGCACCAUCUGCAGGUUCGAGUCGCUCACCUUGUCGCACAACAACAUGAUCGCUCUCAAGCCCGUGCUGCACGCCUGGCUGGAGGAGGCGGAGGCGGCGCACCGGGACAGGAGCGCCGCUGCGCCGGAGUUGCUGGCGGGAGGGGGUGGCGGCGGUGCGGAGGACGCCAGGCGGCGGAGGCGAACGUCCAUCGCCGCCCCGGAGAAGCGCUCCCUUGAGGCCUACUUCGCCAUCCAGCCCAGGCCGUCGUCGGAGAAGAUCGCCGCCAUCGCCGAGAAGUUGGACCUGAAAAAGAACGUGGUGCGCGUAUGGUUCUGCAACCAGAGGCAGAAGCAGAAGCGCAUGAAGUACUCUGCCGUGCACUGACUUCAAAGGCGUCGUCAGCUGCUUUUUUUCCAUUGGUUCAUAAUGAAAACAUCAUUGGAUUAAUUCAACACGGCGGCUCGUCACUUCUGAUAUUUGGGAUUAUCUCCUCCAUUUUUCUUCAUUUUAUUGCACUUUUUCUGGGGGGGUCCUUAAAGUUUUAGGGUCCAAGGGAAAUCCAACACCUCAUAAUUGUAUGUCAUUUACAUGUGUGCUAUUGAAAUGAUAUAUUUUUUAGACUUUUUAACUAUAGGUGCAACAAUCAAUAUAUUAAUCAACAAUGAGUCAAUUCUCAAAUUAAUCAAUUGAUCAUUGAUUAAUCGUUUUGAGACCUUGUUGAAUUUAAAAUGUUCUUUGUCUGAUUUCCAUUAGCCUACCUAAAAAUCAACGUAUUAUCUUUGUGUUGAAUUAAAAUGAGAC